Messenger RNA from Caenorhabditis remanei, 888 nucleotides. RefSeq lists its product as uncharacterized. The coding region runs from base 1 to 888 and encodes 295 amino acids. NCBI's taxonomy places the organism in Eukaryota, Metazoa, Nematoda, Chromadorea, Rhabditida, Rhabditidae. The transcript has 2 exons. The record is from RefSeq and is a predicted model, not a curated record.
AUGACGGAGACACGGGAGACUGGUGCCCUGACAAUGACGGUGACACGGAAGGUUGGUGCCCUGACUCUGGAAUACGAAGAGGAUUCAAAUUAUUAUGAUGAAGAAGAAGUAAAAAGAAGGGAGGAAGAAGAAAGAAGGCAGGAAGAAGAAGACAAAAGGCACGAAGAAGAAGAAAAAAGGAGGGCAGAAGAACUAAAACAACGAAGACAAAAAGAACUGGAAAGAAGGAUGAUGCAGAAGGAUAAGACUGAGGAAGAACGAAAGAUCGACGACUAUUUUCAUGCAGCACUUGUCUGUUACCCGGGGCCACCAAAGGACUACGUUCCACCGGAGGUUGAAGAACCGGGUCCAGACGCUUCAAGAGAGGAGCACAUGAGGUAUGCCUUCCGCCACCAGAAGGUUUACCAGCACUCCACAGACUAUGUGCUCCCUUACAUGAGAGACCCGCAUGUAAAUGAGAAGCAGACUAUAAUGGUCAUGCAACCGAGGACUAAGGAAGAGACCGAACGUCUCCGAUCGAUAUUCGACGAAAAGCUGAAAAAGAUGAGGGAGAGAAAAGCCAAAGGUUUGCCGUUGAUUGAUGAGAAGGAAAAGGAGGAGGAGAAAGAUGGGGAAGAGGAAGAUGUGGAAGAAGAAGAUGUGGAAGAUGAAGAAGAUGAAGAAGAUGAAGAAGAUGAGGAAGAUGAGGAAGAUGAGGAAGAUGAGGAAGAGGAAGACGAGGAAGAGGAAGAUAAGGAAGAAGAAGAUGAGACAGAGGAAGAUGAGGAAGAGGAAGAUAAGGAAGAAGAAGACGAGGAAGAUGAAGAUGAGGAAGAGUACCAGCCGCCGGAGAAAAGAAGCAGAUCCCUACCGACUGACCGGGAGCCAGGACCGUCGUACUGGUAUUGA